AUGGAUGAAGUUGACAAAAUUAUUAUACAUUCAUUAAAACAAAUUGGAUGCAAACUAGAAACUGAUGAUAGUGACGUUUUCGGCUUGAACCAUUUUACACCAGACCUACUUGUGCGGUCAGUAUCAAGAUGUUUACAGGAAAUUAAGCCGGAUGUAGUUCUACCCAAAUCAUUGCCUGAAAAUAUGAAUAUGGCUCAAAGAUUUACCAUUGCAUCUACGCUGGCGGAGACGUGUAUUGCAUGUGGAUAUCGCGGUGACAUUGGAUAUCAGACGUUUCUCUAUCCGAAUGUUGUAGAUACCAGACGGCUGUUUAUGUUCCUAAUCGAACAAUUACCAAAACUAAAUGAUUCAUUGGAUGCAAUAGAGGGUGGAUCAGAACGAAAUGAAUACAAAAUAUUAUUGAAGGAAAUUAAAAAGAAUAUAUCUAGGGAAUUAAAAGCACCAUGGGUUCCGCAGUAUUGUCGUGGUUUAGCGAAUAGAAAAUCCGAUGGGAAUAGUAGUCUUACAGUCGACUUUUUACCCCACUUAAAUUUACACAUUCCACAAGUGGAGGGCGAUUUGCAGUCCAAGGAAUUUUAUCAAGCUCCAAAUAUAUUUCAACAGACCACAGCAGCUGAUUGUGAUCUGGUAAGUUCGGUUUUACAUAAAUGUGCCAUCGAUUUAUAUAGCCCAGCACAAAGUCUAGAUGGUGUACGUAUAACUGAUAUUAAUAAACCGGAUGCAAUAAUACCUUCAUUACAAGCCAUUGAUGUUAGCAGAACGGAAAACGUGGAAGAAGCUGAUCGCAAAACAGAAUCAAUACCGGCCACUCCUCUCCAGAAUCUUAUUAAAAAUGUUGAAGAGUUAAAACAAACUAAUGAAUCGUGUGUGCGGGAACUUCAAGCCUGCAAUGAAAAACUCAACAAUUUACGCCUAGAACGAACAAGCGUUGUAGCAGAAAUGGAAAACUUGCGAAAAGAUCAAAAAUUACAUGAACGAACAUGCGUUAUAUUGGAAAAUCCCAAUGAAAAUAUUACUAAACUAGAGGUGCUGAUAGAGAAAACUCGGGAAAGGCGCCUUACCGUAGAAAAUCAAUGGCAGGCACAUCGAGUACCAGCCCUCAAACAAAUUGACGAAUUGCAAAAGCUGAGACAAUCGAAAAACUUACAAAACAUCCAAGAGCUGCGGCAAGCUAUACAGGAGUAUGAAACGAGUUUAAAGGAUAAAACCAACAUUCACAUGCAACUAGCAGAGGAAUUAAAGAAACGAGCCGUGGGAAUUGCACCACGUAAAGAGUACACGCGACGAAUUUAUGAAUUUAUAGGCAACAUUCGUAAACAACGUAAUGAUAUUUAUAAAAUUCUCGAUGACACGCGAGAUCUCCAGAAACAACUAAACUCGGUAUCGGCCCAAUUGCAACGACAAUUUAACUAUACCGAUGAUUUGCUAUUUCAGAGUGCUAAAGUGCAUACGCACGCCAAACAAGCAUAUAAGCUAUUGGCUUCACUACACGCUUCUUGUAAUGAAAUAUGUGAUCUGGUAUCACGUACUGGCCAAACGACCAAAGAAAUACGAGACCUUGAGGUGCAAAUUGACCGGGAACAUAUGAAAAAUGUUGCAGCCAGUUUGGAGAAAAUCACGGGUGAUAUCAAACAAUUUGAAAUGAUUAGGCAAUCGGUGCAAAUUGAAGCGCCAAAUGAAAAAAUAGUGGAUCAUAUAUAA
Messenger RNA from Musca vetustissima, 1701 nucleotides. Its product is annotated as coiled-coil domain-containing protein 22 homolog. The transcript has a single exon. Gene Ontology annotation, molecular function: cullin family protein binding. The record is from RefSeq and is a predicted model, not a curated record. NCBI's taxonomy places the organism in Eukaryota, Metazoa, Arthropoda, Insecta, Diptera, Muscidae. Gene Ontology annotation, biological process: positive regulation of ubiquitin-dependent protein catabolic process. The coding region runs from base 1 to 1701 and encodes 566 amino acids.